AUGGUGGGCGUGUGUCCGUUGAUGCUACUGAACCCGGGUUGCCGUGAAGAAUGUCUGGCUGAUGCCGACUGCCCGUCAUUUUCGAAAUGCUGUAAGGCCAGCUGUGGAACACGAUGUGUCGAACCGACGAUCACCAGUUCUUGUCUUCACCGACUCAACGCAUUCAUUCGAGAAUGGCCGCUUCUGCCGCCGCCGGUACAGUGCGAACCUGAUGGAACGUUUCGGGAAAUUCAAUGCGACUUCAAAACGAGGCAAUGUUGGUGCGUGGACAGCUCUGGUGUGGAAUUGGUUGGUACGAGAACGAACAACAAUCAAGACAUCCCUUUGUGCAAGCGACCAAAGAUCUGCAGUGUUUCCUGCGAGCAGUCUUCAUGCGAUUACGGUAUCCAAGUCGAUGCAAAUGGAUGUCCAACUAAUGGAGUGUGUUUGUGCAAAAAUCCAUGUGAUGAUCUUGCUUGUCCGUCUCACAAAGCCUGUGCUCUUGUCUCAGUUCAAUGUGAUCGUGAUCCAUGUCCAGCAAUACCAAAAUGUAUUACAUCACCAUGUGAUUCGAAUCACAUGGCCAGAGACCUCUACGGGAACGCAUUCUCGUGUCGCAGCGAUGGCUGCCCUCGUGGCGACUGUGUGACGGGUGUUGGUGAGGACGUCGGCAUCUGCUGCCAGGUACCUCAAACCACUGAGAUACCUGCUCAUGUCAAAGCAAAAUCAAACUGCGUUCUGUACCGAAAUGCCAUUGAGGAACUUCGACGACAAGGAGUUCACGACGUUCACCAGCCCAAUUGCGAUCAGAAAACUGGCCUCUUUCUGCGAAUCCAGUGUGAGAAAACCGGGACGUGUUGGUGUGUAGAUGUGGAGACCGGUAGACCAGUUCCAGGAACACGUCGACCCAUCUCUGUUGGUCAGAACCUCCUCGGAACUGUCCAGUUCAGUGCCCGCGAUCGAUGUGUCCCUAUGGCCCUGUGCUGGAUCAGGACGCGUGUCCGUUCUCAGAUUGUCGUUGCUUUUCCCCAUGUGACAAAGUUACCUGCAGAGCAAACG
Ostertagia ostertagi is the source of this 1038-nucleotide messenger RNA. The record is from the annotation of a GenBank genome assembly. Lineage: Eukaryota; Metazoa; Nematoda; Chromadorea; Rhabditida; Trichostrongylidae.